CGAAUCCACCAAGUUCAGCUCACACUUCUGUCAAAUGGAAUGGAUGCUUGGCCUUCGAAUACGGAUCAUGCAGCGACAGCCUCUGAGAAGCGCAAGCGUUCAAAGAAGCAGUCGCAAGGAAUCUUGAAGCUCUCUCAGUCUUACCCUUCACUCGAAGCUGGAGGUUUGGCCGCUGCCACUCUUCACUCAAACAACGGGCGACUUGAAUGGUCUAGUAUUAAAGACGGAAGGCAAGCUCGCCAAAUCAGACCGAAGGGACAAACCACCAAAGUAUUUCCCGAGACGCGUCCUUCGGCAGUUGUUGCCCCUCAUGUUUCUAUGAAGCAACGGAUAGAGCAAGGGGCCCACUUCUUGAGAACUUACCAUCCAGAUGUAGACAUUCCAUCAGAGCUCAUCGGCGACGAGCUCAAGGAGGACGUCCAUCACUCUAAACUGAACAGUUCUUUUGAUCCAUAUCGUGGCACUCCUCUGGAGACUAUCAGACACGCAGAUGGACGCGGCAGGCAGUUCGCGUUCAUUGCACAUCCUGUUGGACCUACUAGUUCGGAAUUACACCUGUCCCUCUUCAGCAGUGGACAAGGGGGAAGACAUAACAACUCUAUGUUCAGACCAUCUGCGCAGCCCUCCAUCUCGUUUGAGACACCUAUCAGGCAGGUCAAGGCCGGCGUUGAUCGCACAGGCAACACUCAACUUCUCGCCGUCCGGACCAUGGCAUCGACGAGCAUCUUCUCAGUAAAAUUUAAGGGAAACCAAUCACUUCAAAAUGUCGCCCCUACUAUAACCGAGUUGGCCUGCUUCAAACGGUCGUCUCUGGGAGAUCGGCCUGCUGUUGAUAUAGCCCUGCCGUAUCAGUCAAAUGUCGCAUUCAGCAUUAACGACUACGGCGAUGUCUUCAAGGUUGAUCUACGUAAUAAUGGAUCCAUCGAGAAGAGUUUCUCCGCGCAGGAUGCAUCUCUGCCAGUCUCGCGCGAGCCUUUCUGGAGGAUAUCUAUGAAUGCGGAGGACAAUGCUUGUUUUGUGACCUCGAGCAAGACGGUCGAUAAUUGGGAUUUACGUACAAGGGUGUCAACUACGUUGCACUCCCUCUCGAAUGGCGAUAAUGUCAUCACUGCUAUCGAACGUCAAUAUACCGACAAUCUAAUCAAGCUCUCUACGACCGAGGAAAUGUUAUGGUUGGACAAACGCUAUCUCGGCCGGCCUCUCAUGGGAUACAAACAUGGACGCAGCUUCGAUCGGACUUUGCAGAGCUCUACGGUUACCGUCCGAGACCUGACCUUAACCCUACUAACAUCUCAGAAGAACGGUCUUAUCACAGUUUACGAUGUCGGUCGAGGCUCGGACGCUUUAUUACAUGCCUACACUCCUGCAUAUGCCCUCACUGCCCCGCUCGGCUCUGCUACUGCACACGAAGGCUGCCAUUUCGUCUCGCCGACAGAGACUACUGCAAGCGGAGUUGACCUUCACCUCUUCCAAAUUUCGAACCGUGGAGGCCUGCACCAGUUGGAUUGUAUUUUGGCACCGCUUCAGGAAGAUACUGCCUCCGAACCUGUUCACUAUCUACCGAGCGUCCAGUGGAGUCCAGAAGUCAAGCAAAUGGACAAAUUAGCUGCUCGCAUGCAACCCGAGGAUGGUCCUCUCAGUCGGCGGAAUGGACUCGAGGUUGAUUUUAGCGAGUUGUACCAGACACUCUUCGAGGUCGGUGGCUCCACCAAUCCUCUGCUCGAUGAGGAGAAACCGGACGAGAUAUUCGAUACGCUUGAUAAAAUGCCCUCGUUCUGGCAGGACACGAAUGCCCCAAUCGACCAUAUGCUCACAAGUUUUGAUGUUGCCUUUCGAUCCGGAAACCAGCCUUCGUACGCCUCAAGAGCAGACUUUCUGACUCGAAGCAAGGUCAACUCGAAGAGAGGCUAUCGGGCAGUCGUACAAGAUCGAAUCCCUUUGGCAGACGUAGCCAAAGGCGCUGCGUGGCACUAUAACAUUAAUCCUUUCCUUCGAUAUGUUAUGCCUGAAGUGCCGCACAACCCACAGGAAGUCAUGGAACACCUUGGAGCCUACGAUCUUCUGGAGAGCGAUAAUCGUCCAGGUUCCUCGUAUAGAAGAGAGACAGAAGCCAAGGAACAGCUGACUGUCGACCUUGCCCUUUCCACCGACAUAUUCUCGCCCAAACCAUUCUCGAAAUCAUCCAAUCUCUCCGCUCUCGAUGACGCGCUCGAAACCAUGUCCCGAGCGACUGAAGCCUUGUCCUUAUCCAACACGGACCUACCUCCCGUGCAAUUUGGAUAUCUUUCUCCAACGCCCAAAGUUGAACCCUUUACUCAGACAGACGGCCAACCGACAGACGGCCAGAAGGCUGACCAGAAAAUGCCACUCGGCGUGCGUUUACUUCUGAAGGAGUGGGAUAUCGGCACAGAUCCGGAGACGUAUAGUUAUCACGACCCAUACGGCUCUCACAUCUCUGUGCUUCCUCCCACUCACACCGAGCUGCGCCGUUUAUAUCCCAUGGCGCCCCCAGCUUCAGGCGCCACACCCACCCAAAUAGACGACGGUCGCAGCCAAAGUAAAAGUCAGACACAGCGCCCUCCUAUGGUGGUUACUGCUCCAAGAGCUAUCCCUCCUGCUGUCGCUGGCAGUCAAUCCGACGCGCCGGUGCGUCGUCCACCGCUGGCUAGUUUUGGAGCUCAGUCGCAGGACGCGAUGGUACAACAAUAUUCGUCGCAGAAGAAUCCGAGCCAGGAUAGGAUAGAUGGGUCGCAGGAUGCUAUGCCUAGUACACAGGUCGUCCCCGGCCCGUAUGGAGGAAGGCUGACCGCGGGCAAGAAAAAGGUGGUGAAGAAGAGACUGGGCGGCUUUUGA
Stereum hirsutum FP-91666 SS1 is the source of this 2853-nucleotide messenger RNA. RefSeq lists its product as uncharacterized. The record is from RefSeq and is a predicted model, not a curated record. The transcript has 10 exons. The coding region runs from base 40 to 2853 and encodes 937 amino acids. Lineage: Eukaryota; Fungi; Basidiomycota; Agaricomycetes; Russulales; Stereaceae.